Molecule: messenger RNA, 1893 nt
Organism: Acanthocheilonema viteae
Lineage: Eukaryota; Metazoa; Nematoda; Chromadorea; Rhabditida; Onchocercidae
Source: the annotation of a GenBank genome assembly
AUGGGUAAGAAGAAGAAGCGAAUAAAGCGAAAAAGAAAACAUCGUAACCGCGCUGAAAACGCUGAGGAUGUUGAACACGCUGAGUACACCGAGUGCGCUGAGUACGCUGAAUACGAUGAGUACUCCGAACACGAUGAAUACGCUGAAAACGCUGAAAACGCUGAAAAUGCUGAAAACGCUGAAAAUGCUGAAAACGCUGAAAAUGCUGAAAACGCUGAAAACGCUAAAAACACUGAACACGAUGAAUACGAUGAAGAGGAAGAAUAUGCUCGAUACGCCGCACAAGAGGAUUGGGCUACACUUGAUUUUUUAUUUGAGGAUGAAACGUCAACUGACGAAGAUGUCUCUGCCUAUUCAGCUCGAGCCGUAAACUGUAUAGCAUGUCUCAGUCGCCGACAACCUUUUAUGCAAACAACAACGCCAUCGGUGAGAACUAUCCAACUAAGUCUCCAUCUUCUAAAUAUUUUCUUGGAUAUUCAAAAGCUUCCAGUUAUGGAAAUGUUUUGGGAAGGACUGGAUAUGAUUUUGACCGAAGGAAUGCAGUUCAAGAAUGCUAUGAUCCAGUAUCACGCUACACAUGCUAUGUUAGAAUUUGUAAAAUACAUGACAGAAAGACAGUUGCAAUUUUUGAUACCACGAGGAUUAAAAGACGGAAUAAAAGCUGUUCUGCACCGUGACCUUUUCUUUAUCAUUCAAGAGCCCAAAGUUGAACGCUUUAUUGCAAAUAUUCAGGGUAUUGAACUGUGCUCACAAAUAGCUAUCAAGAGCCCUAGUCUGCGCGAUGAUGUUGCUAAUUGGGGUUCUUUGCGUCUAACCGAAUUGUUAGCGAAGCAUCACAAUAGAAUAUCGCUUGAGCUUACGCACUCAGUUACAUCCUUACUACAAAGCAUGUGCUACCAUAAACUUAUUCCGGAAUUUGUUCUGAAACGUCUUGCAAACAGUUCUUGCUUUCUUUUGCAACAUGAGGACGAGGGAAUCCGUGCAACUGUUUUGAACAUCGUGAUUGAAAUCGCUCGUAACAAAGAUGUUGUUGUUACAUUUGAACAUAACUAUGUGAACAGUAUUUUUCAAUUUUUGGACAGCACAAUUGAAUUUGAAGCUGCAUCAGCAUUUUUUAUUGUUGGAUACUUUGUAAAACAACAUAACAGCAACACUAUUGCAAUUCUUCAAAUGGGAUUUAUUGAGAAGAUCGUACCUUUUCUCACUUGUCAUUCAGCUCAAGAAAUUGUUCUUGAAGCCUGUUCAAUUCUUCAAAAUCUUCUGUCCAAAAAAAAAUACAUAAAAUACGUGGGAUCCAUGGUGGAAUCUGGAAUUGUGUUGAUGCUUCUUAAACUCCUGAAUGACGAUUCCCCAAUUUACAAGAAUGAGGCUUGCACUACGUUAUAUAUGUUGAAUGGGAUGUGGAAACCCAAAUACGUAUUUAAAAUGGCUGAUGAGAAACACAUCAGAAUCAUGUGUGAUAUCCUUAAGAGUUCAAACAGCAAACAUGUCGCGUGCUGCGUUGUUGUUUUAAUGCAUUCUACCUUGAAUGCAUGUUCGAUUUUAAAAGCUGACUUUGAACUAAUACGGGCGACAGAUUUAAUCAGAGAGUUGGAAGCUGAUGAGUGUAUCGCAGAAUUUGUCAACAAUACUCAAGAAGGCAGUUCGAUAAAUAAUUUGGCUAGCGAACUAUACACUCUUUAUCUAAAUGAUGUAGAAGUGGAUUCUGAUGAGGAUAAUUAUGCAGAAACUGAAGAAGCAUUGCCCACUUACAAUUCAGGAUUCAUGGAAACUGAGAUUUGUGCGUCUCAAAUUGUUGACGAUUCUCAAACGAUGAUAUCAUAUCCAACUGACUGCAUCUAUUGUUUCCUGAGUAAGCAAAUCGGUUCAGUUCAUGAAAAGUCCGGAGAUUAA